Chaetomium fimeti is the source of this 1103-nucleotide messenger RNA. RefSeq names its product small GTPase superfamily. Gene Ontology annotation, molecular function: GTP binding; GTPase activity; protein kinase binding. Gene Ontology annotation, cellular component: cytosol. The coding region runs from base 237 to 854 and encodes 205 amino acids. The transcript has 5 exons. Gene Ontology annotation, biological process: small GTPase-mediated signal transduction. NCBI's taxonomy places the organism in Eukaryota, Fungi, Ascomycota, Sordariomycetes, Sordariales, Chaetomiaceae. The record is from RefSeq and is a predicted model, not a curated record.
CGCUCGCUAAAGACCCAUCUAUCCUUUUUUAACCUUCCGCCGACCGUGCCCCCCGCUCCACGCAUUCAAUCCGGGUCCAAAAUCCACCAAGCACAGGAGGAACGGAACCACAAAUCGCUUCCCUCAAUUACCACAUACCAUCGCUUGAUCGCCACGACCACAGCUGCAACCACAGCCGCAAUCGCGGCCGCAACCAUCGAACACGGUUAAAACUUCAUAUCUCACAACUCGCAACAAUGCCUUGUGGUAUCGGGGGUUCCAAGACAGUCCAGCGCAAGCUUGUCUUGCUAGGCGACGGUGCCUGCGGGAAAACCUCGUUACUAAACGUCUUCACGCGAGGCUACUUCCCCACAGUCUACGAACCGACAGUGUUUGAGAACUACGUCCAUGACAUCUUUGUCGACAGCGUCCAUAUCGAACUGUCGCUAUGGGAUACAGCCGGGCAAGAAGAGUUCGACAGGUUACGGAGCCUGUCAUAUGACGAUACCGACCUGAUUAUGCUUUGCUACUCGGUGGAUAGCAAGGACUCACUCGAGAACGUCGAGAGCAAAUGGGUAGGCGAAAUCGCCGACAACUGCCCAGGCGUCAAGCUUGUUCUGGUAGCACUCAAGUGCGACCUGCGAGAGGCGGCAGACGAGGACGAGGCUGGCAACGGGGCAGCCAACCCCCGGGAGAAGAAGCCGAUGAUCAGCUACGACCAGGGGCUCGAAGUGGCCCGCCGCAUCCACGCGCUCCGGUACCUCGAGUGCUCGGCUAUGCGGAAUAGGGGAGUCAACGAGGCUUUCACGGAAGCCGCCCGCGUUGCCCUAUCAGUGAGGAAGGAGCGUGAUGAUUCCAAGUGCGUCAUCAUGUAGCGGCGAGACAGUCUCUGACGAUUUCGAUACCCCGUUCGAACCACCCUUGGGACGCACACGAACACGGACCCGCCGGCGGAUGAUGCCUGCCUUCACGGCCUGGCUAACUCGUCGGCAUCACCAAACUAACACCGGGCACCACAGUCCCGCGGCAUCACUUUCGCCGAAUUCACUUUUUGAUAUCACCUUUCAAGGGUUUUUCGUGACCAGCUUUACGAGACGGGUUGGGUUACCAUUCAGCGGUUCUGA